AAAUAAAAAAGUUAUUUGUGCUAUUGCUAUCACCUGCAAAAAAGUUUUUACAAACAAUUAUUUAGUUCGUUCCCCAACUAUGUUUACAUUGUGAAAAUAAAGUACUUAAUUAUUACGUCUUUGUAAAUUGCGUACAUUAAAAAAUGGCUACGGUUUUCGAUAGUUCUUUCAUUCGACAACGUUUACAUCGUCUACGGCAUCGUGAUUUUGACUUGGAUGAAGAUCAAAGAUUUGGCCGAUGUGAUUGCACGAGCUAUUCGUAUUUUGUGCUAUCCAUGGUCUUAUUUUCCGUCGGAACCGUUAUUACCGUUUUGGCACUGGGUGAUGCCGAUGGUUACAUUUUGAGUAAUUUAGGCCACAUGUGGCUCGUGGGCCCUAUAUUUAUAUGUUCUGGAAUGAUGGUGGCCGUAAAGAGUAUGUUAUAUUUACGAAGGAAAAGUGUUAUACAGAUGCUUCUUCAUCAACGAGCGAUUAUAAGGGAUAUGGCCAGUGUUCAAGCUGAACAAUCAUACAGUGGCCAAGUGCCACGGACAGCAUCCAGUGCUACAUUACCCCCUUCAUAUGAUGCACUCAUUUCAAGUACUUCUGCAAAACCUCAACCGUCCAGUUCAGAGCCUCCACCCCCAACAUAUGAUGAAGCGAUGUACCUCAUUGAUGAUGGAAAAUAUAAUUUAGAAAAUAAGAGUAUCAAUAGUCCUAAAGAAGAAACUAGCGAGCAGACAAAUUCUAACCAUGAUGUUAGUAAACCAUGAAAAUAUAAUUAGCUACAGCAUUUGCUGUAUGAGUGAAUCUUAAUUCUUCCCUUUGUACUUAUAUUUUUGAAUGCAUAGUCAACAUUUUUCUAGUAUUCUCAUAUGUGCCUAAACUAUUGGCUUGUUGGCAAUAUUGUUAAUGGUGUAAUUAAUUUAAAAUAGCAAGGUAAUGGUGCUCAUUGGGCUGUAUAUAAAACUGUAAACUAAAACAACUUGACUAAGCUGUGGUCAUCAAAAAUAAAAAAAAUUACUUAAGAACCUAUUAUGUUAGGAUAGACAAAGAAGGACAAUUGGAUCUGUUAAUAAUGCUGAAGUUUAUUUACAAUAAAUAUCUCUCCGUUAACCUCUAUUUAGUCUAAAAUGUUGUUAUUUUUUUCUUUAGGAAAUAGUGUGAAAAGAAUAGCAGUAAUUUUGACUAGUUCAUUUUGUUGAAAGUUUUGUGUCCAACCAGCACCAAUGUAGGUUAAGUUGUACUUGUGAAUUAACUCUUUUGACUGAGUUUUGUCAGUGUGUCUCUUAAGUGUGUUUAAUGCACAAAUAAUAAGUUAUUUAGUUUAUUUUAGAGCUCACUUUUCGAAUAUAUUUUCUCAUUAUAGGUACAGAAUGCAAAUUAAGAUUUUAUACAGUGUGGUACAUAAUAGUAUCAAAUAAUUAUGGAAGUAUUUAAUUCAUUUCACAAGAUGGUAAGUAGUAGUUAGGUCUCAUUUUGGACAUUUCAUUUACCAUCAUAAAACAGCUAACUUUUCUAAAUAUAGAAUUUUCUGAAAAUCAGUGCCUUGGCAUCAAUUUAUUUAAAUGUGUCCUUUUAUUUUGUUAGUAAGUUAUACCUAGUGUAAAGUCUUAAAUGCAUUUUAUUAUUAUUAUAAGCUAGUAGUGUGUAGAAGUUUGUCUUAUUCCUGCACAAGAUGAUAUGCAUUUGUAAACAGUCAUUGUUUUCAUAAGCUCUUAAUGCAACAUUUCAAGCUGUAUAUAUAGGUUCCUAUGUGUGCAAAAUAAUAAGAUAGUCCUCUAAUAGGUAUGUACUUAUUUAUGUUAUGAGAAAACCACCAGUGACAGGUCUUCUAAAAUAAUCGUAAUAUCAGUUUUUGUUACACUCACUAAAGGAAACAAAUCAAAUAUUUAAGUUAUUAAAAAUUACAUAAAUAAUUAGAUUAAGAAUUUUUGAGUAAAAACUCAUAGCUUUUGCUAUCUUAAUAUGCAAACAUGCCUUUGAAAUACAUUAAAAAGGUAUAGUUAGUUGUACCAUUUUAUUAUUAACUUAAGGUGAUCGGAAUAUGCACUUAAUAAUUAUUGUAAAGACUGAAGCAUUUACACUUUACAUUGUUGGCAAUUUAUAAGAAAACAUUACAUUUAUUGUAUAUAAUGUUGAUCUGAGUUGAUAUAUUACUUCAAAGUAGAUGAUUUUAACUAUAUUAAAAUAAAAACCUUUUGAA
Molecule: messenger RNA, 2185 nt
Organism: Pararge aegeria (speckled wood butterfly)
Lineage: Eukaryota; Metazoa; Arthropoda; Insecta; Lepidoptera; Nymphalidae
Exons: 2
Coding region: 144-752 (202 amino acids)
Source: RefSeq, a predicted model, not a curated record